Molecule: messenger RNA, 993 nt
Organism: Babesia bigemina
Lineage: Eukaryota; Apicomplexa; Aconoidasida; Piroplasmida; Babesiidae
Product: membrane protein, putative
Exons: 4
Coding region: 1-993 (330 amino acids)
Biological process (GO): protein refolding
Cellular component (GO): cytoplasm
Source: RefSeq, a predicted model, not a curated record
AUGCAUAAUGUUGCAGGUUUCAUCUGUGCGUCUAAAAGGAUAGGGACAUCAGAUCUAGGACAUUUUACAGAUGGCUCCAUUGCUUCCAAAAAACGCGUGUUUGUAAGCCGUGAUCAAAUGUUGACGAGUGUGUUAUAUUCUCCCAAAGCGAUAAGUGAUGAAUUGGAGAUAGGUGAGCGAUGUUCCGAAGGGUUCACGUUACGUGAGCAUAGGGAUAAAUCUUGUUCCGGAGUAAAUUACUACAAGGUUGUGUCCAAGGCCUAUAAAGUCCUGUCUGAUCCUACAUUGCGUGCAAUGUAUGAUGCAAACUUAAAGAGUUCCGCGUACAAUAGGGAAUCACCGAAUUGUGCUAAUGUGAUGACCGGCUCGUGGCUUGAUUGUCACGCUGAUGAAGACUAUGUGAUGGAAAACGAUAGCAACUGUGACACUACCUCUGCUUCCAGCUACUCUCCCGAAAACAAAAUGACAGUUUUGAGUGGGCGCCCGAGGAACAUUUUUGGAAGUAAUGGCAAAUCCUUUGUUAGGGAUUAUUCCGUUUCGGAAGAUCUUGAUAUUGUUACUGAAGUUGGUGUAGGUCUGAUGGAUUUAAUUUUUGGAGGCACUGUAGAAGUCAGUCUUAAUAAAUUUGGCAAUUGCCAAAAUUUCAGCUGUGACUUCUACGUUGCGACUAGUGUAUGUCUAAUUUUAUUCAUGAUUGCCAAGAUCAUUUCUGCCGAUAACGAAAACGAAUAUUUUGAAGGUCAGAAAGUGUGUACGACGGCUGCUUCGGAUUAUGCAGACGGUGUACUAGGAGUAACGAUAGACGUCAAGACAUUUUGUGGCACCAAGCAUGUAAAUGUGCCCCAAGGAACACAGCACUGCGAUGAGGUGCUAGUUGGAAAUUAUGAGGGUAUCGAGCAUGUUAUUAAAAUACACGUAUCGCUACCCAUUGAACCGUCGCAAGAGGAAAUUUCGCUACUUAGUAAGAUCAGAGAUCUGAAACAACGAAAUUAA